Orbicella faveolata is the source of this 1788-nucleotide messenger RNA. Its product is annotated as glycine amidinotransferase, mitochondrial-like. Lineage: Eukaryota; Metazoa; Cnidaria; Anthozoa; Scleractinia; Merulinidae. The record is from RefSeq and is a predicted model, not a curated record. Gene Ontology annotation, molecular function: glycine amidinotransferase activity. Gene Ontology annotation, cellular component: mitochondrial intermembrane space. Gene Ontology annotation, biological process: creatine biosynthetic process.
GUAUAUAUAUUUUUUAUGUCUGCAUUUUACGUAGUUCAAAAUUCACCGCCUGUCCACACUUUGAAUUUUACGGCAUAUGGUAACUUGCGUUUCGCUGGUAUCGCUAUAGUGAUAAGUGACCUCAGCGCAGAUCCGAUCAACCAAGAUCCAACCGAAAACAACAUGUUAAAUGUGAGGAUAGUCAAAGGUGGCUGCCGUGGUCGUGAAGCCGUUAGGUUUGGAGUGCUUUGGCGAGCAUGUUCGACGCUUAUGAGAAGCAAAGUGGAGACACGGGCCAGAACGCAACAAGUGAGUUAUCCAUCCAAUAACUACUUUGAUGAUGACUUGGACAAAUCCCAGUCUGAGGAGCUGAAGAGCCCAGUGUGUUCGUACAACGAGUGGGAUCCUCUUGAAGAAGUCAUCGUGGGACGUGUUGAAGGGGCUACUGUACCACAGUUUUCCGUAGAAGUCAAGGCAAACACCUAUGAGAAAAACUGGCCAUUUUUCGGCCAGUUUGGAGGCCAAUCUUUUCCAAAAGAGCACCUUAAGAAAGCGCAAGUGGAGAUUGAAGAAUUCUGUAACAUUUUGCGACAUGAAGGAGUCACAGUGCGCCGUCCUGAAGUGAUUAACUUCUCAGAGGUUUUCAAAACUCCAGAUUUUCAGUCAUGCGGGCUGUAUGCAGCCAUGCCACGUGACAUCCUGCUUGUGGUCGGUGACGAAAUCAUUGAGGCGCCCAUGGCAUGGCGGUCUCGUUUCUUUGAAUACCGCGCCUACAGGCCCCUUCUAAAGGAGUACUUCAAAGGAGGUGCCAAAUGGACGACUGCACCCAAACCUCUUAUGUGUGACGCCUUGUAUGAUCAGGACUAUCCAAUACGCACUGUUGAGGAUCGUCAUAGGUUGGCCGCCCAAGGAAAGUUUGUGACCACUGAAUUUGAACCAUGCUUUGAUGCCGCUGAUUUCAUUCGAGCCGGACGAGAUAUAUUCGUCCAAAGGAGUCAGGUCACCAACAACCUUGGUAUUGAGUGGAUGAGCCGCCAUCUUGGUGAACGCGGAUAUCGCGUUCAUAAAUUAUCUUUUGAUGAUCCUAACCCGAUGCAUAUCGACGCCACUUUCAACAUCAUUGGACCAGGAUUAGUACUGUCCAAUCCUGACAGGCCUUGUCAUCAGAUUGAUAUGUUUCACAAGGCUGGCUGGACAGUAGUCAAGCCACCUACUCCUCUCAUUCCGGACACACACCCAUUAUGGAUGUCGUCCAAGUGGCUGUCCAUGAAUGUUCUCAUGUUGGAUCCAACCAGAGUCGUGGUCGAUAAAAACGAGACAACCACUCAAAAGAUGUUCGAGAAUCUUGGAAUCAAGUGUAUCCCAAUUUCCAUCCGCUUUGCCAAUUCUCUCGGAGGAGGUUUCCACUGCUGGACCUGUGAUGUCAGGCGCCAUGGAACCUUGGAGUCGUAUUUUUAGUUUGACUCUUCAUUUUUAUCCUGGAUUUUACAAAAUUGACAUUGCUGUCAUAAUCCAGUAUUCUUAUUUAAGUGUUCAGAUACAUAUGUUGCGCUGAUUGCAGUGAAUUUAUCGGCUCCUCCUGGUUGCUAAGAGGUCCUCAAAGGACGGAUUUUAUGCACCCUUUGAACAACAUUGACCAGGAGUAAAAUUAUGCCUUUUUUAAAAAAUAUUUAUAUGCGUUUUAUGAACUUAUUGCUAGGUGUUGCUUGUUAGCUAGGAGACCAAACACCUUGUAGUUAGUUGUUUUAUGAGAGUGUUAUAACGGAAAGUAAUAAAACAGAUCAGAAAAAGUUGAUCCUGUUUUGUCUA